Molecule: messenger RNA, 2391 nt
Organism: Indicator indicator
Lineage: Eukaryota; Metazoa; Chordata; Aves; Piciformes; Indicatoridae
Gene: BCL11A
Product: BCL11 transcription factor A
Exons: 3
Coding region: 1-2391 (796 amino acids)
Biological process (GO): negative regulation of dendrite development; regulation of transcription by RNA polymerase II
Cellular component (GO): nucleus
Molecular function (GO): RNA polymerase II cis-regulatory region sequence-specific DNA binding; DNA-binding transcription factor activity
Source: RefSeq, a predicted model, not a curated record
AUGUCGCGCCGCAAGCAAGGCAAACCCCAGCACUUAAGCAAACGGGAAUUUUCACCCGAACCUCUUGAAGCCAUUCUCACUGAUGAUGAACCUGAACAUGGCACAUUGGGAGCUCCAGAAGGGGACCACGACCUCCUCACUUGUGGCCAGUGUCAGAUGAACUUCCCGUUGGGGGACAUUCUUAUUUUUAUUGAGCACAAACGGAAACAAUGCAAUGGCAGUCUCUGCUUAGAGAAGGCUGUGGAUAAGCCACCUUCACCCUCACCAAGUGAGCUGAAAAAAGCAUCCAAUCCUGUGGAGGUUGGCAUCCAGGUUACGCCAGAGGAUGACGAUUGUUUAUCAACGUCAUCUAGAGGAAUUUGCCCUAAACAGGAACAUAUAGCAGGUAAAGACGAGCCCAGCAGCUACACGUGUACGACUUGUAAACAGCCUUUCAACAGCGCCUGGUUCCUCUUGCAGCACGCACAGAACACGCAUGGCUUACGGAUCUACCUAGAAAGCGAGCACGGCAGCCCCCUGACGCCACGGGUUGGUAUCCCAACAGGACUAGGUGCAGAGUGCCCUUCCCAGCCACCUCUCCAUGGGAUUCACAUUGCAGACAAUAACCCUUUUAACCUGCUCAGAAUACCUGGCUCGGUCUCAAGGGAGGCAUCGGGGCUGGGAGAAGGGCGUUUCCCACCCACACCGCCCCUCUUUAGCCCUCCCCCAAGGCACCAUUUGGAUCCGCAUCGCAUUGAGCGCCUGGGUGCGGAAGAAAUGGCUCUGGCCACCCAUCACCCUAGUGCCUUUGACAGGGUGCUGCGACUGAACCCCAUGGCAAUGGAGCCCCCUGCUAUGGAUUUCUCCCGGAGGCUGCGGGAGCUGGCCGGCAACACCUCCAGCCCACCGUUGUCCCCGAGUCGGCCCAGCCCUAUGCAAAGGUUGCUGCAGCCCUUCCAGCCUGGUAACAAGCCCCCAUUCCUGGCCACGCCACCUCUUCCUCCUCUGCAGUCUGCUCCUCCUCCCUCUCAGCCGCCCAUGAAGUCCAAGUCCUGUGAGUUCUGUGGGAAGACCUUCAAGUUUCAGAGCAACCUGGUGGUCCACCGCCGGAGCCACACUGGAGAGAAGCCCUACAAAUGCAACCUCUGUGACCACGCCUGCACGCAGGCCAGCAAGCUGAAGCGCCACAUGAAGACACACAUGCACAAGUCCUCCCCCAUGACGGUGAAGUCGGAUGAUGGGCUCUCCACUGCCAGCUCCCCUGAGCCGGGCACCAGUGACCUGGUGGGCAGUGCCAGCAGUGCCCUCAAGUCUGUGGUGGCCAAGUUCAAGAGUGAGAAUGAUCCCAACAUGAUUCCUGAGAAUGGGGAUGAGGAAGAGGAGGAAGAGGAGGAGGAGGAGGAGGAGGAGGAGGAGGAAGAGGAGGAGGACUUGAAUGAGAGUGAUAGGCAGGACUACAGCUUCGGGAUGAGCCUAGAGGCAGCCCGCCACCAUGAGAACAACUCGCGGGCCGGUGAGGAGGGACGGUCAAUGCCAGACGUCAUGCAGGGCAUGGUCCUGAGCUCCAUGCAGCACUUCAGUGAGGCCUUCCACCAGGUCCUGGGGGAGAAACACAAGCGUGGCCACCUCCCCGAGCCUGAGGUGCACAGGGACACUUGUGAUGAAGACUCGGUGGCCGGCGAGUCUGACCGCAUCGAUGAAGGGGCGAUCAACGGCCGGGGCUGCUCCCCAGGGGAGUCUGCCUCGGGAGGCCUUUCCAAAAAGCUGCUUCUGGGUAGCCCCAGCUCCCUGAGCCCCUUCUCCAAACGCAUCAAGCUGGAGAAGGAGUUUGACCUGCCGCCUGCUGCCAUGCCCAACACCGAGAACGUUUAUUCCCAGUGGCUGGCGGGCUAUGCCGCCUCCCGGCAGCUGAAGGACCCCUUCCUCAGCUUCGGUGAUUCGCGACAAUCGCCCUUCGCCUCCUCCUCCGAGCACUCUUCGGAGAACGGCAGCCUGCGCUUCUCCACGCCGCCGGGCGAGCUGGACGGAGGGAUCUCAGGCCGCAGUGGCACAGGAAGCGGAGGGAGCACCCCCCAUAUUAGUGGCCCGGGCCCUGGCAGGCCCAGCUCAAAAGAGGGCAGACGCAGCGACACUUGUGAGUACUGUGGGAAGGUCUUCAAGAACUGUAGUAAUCUCACCGUCCACAGACGGAGCCACACGGGCGAGAGGCCGUAUAAGUGUGAGCUUUGCAACUACGCCUGCGCCCAGAGUAGCAAGCUCACCCGGCACAUGAAAACACACGGGCAGGUGGGAAAGGACGUUUACAAAUGCGAGAUUUGUAAGAUGCCUUUUAGCGUGUACAGUACCCUGGAGAAACACAUGAAAAAAUGGCACAGUGAUCGAGUCUUGAAUAACGAGAUAAAAACUGAAUAG